Messenger RNA from Polypterus senegalus (gray bichir), 1785 nucleotides. RefSeq lists its product as uncharacterized. The record is from RefSeq and is a predicted model, not a curated record. The transcript has 3 exons. Lineage: Eukaryota; Metazoa; Chordata; Cladistia; Polypteriformes; Polypteridae. Bases 293 to 1147 code for a protein of 284 amino acids.
UCGGGCAGACUUGUCGAUGAGCUCGCCAGGCACACGCAGGUGUGUCGCCGCUGUCAGAAAGGCGGACGUCACGUUACCUGGCGCUGCAGGUGCGCGCUCACCCUCGUCACUGUCCUUCAGUCAGUGUGUUCUACAGGAUUUACAAAGACAGAAAAAAAAACAACUUUAAUAAAAGUGAGAAAGCUCCUCAAUGGAAAAGGCUGCGGCUGUUGAAAGGGUGAAGGAAACUCGAAGGAACUACCGCGGGUGCCCCUUGGUAUAAAGCAUCAGAUAGUGAAUAGAAUCUGGCCAAAUGGGGUGCAGAUGCUGUCGAAUGAUUAAAAGCUACAUAAUUGAUCCUUCUGUUCCAGUUGAAGUUCGUGGGCGAAGAUGUGAAGUUCCUAGCACCACUUUCCCACACCAGGAUAAGUUUAUUGGAAAAAAUAAUUAUACUGAUGGGUAUGCAUUUAACAAAUCAGUUAUACCUGACCAGAAAGCUGACUCACAAAAAUCAAACCUAGAAAAUAGUAAGGAGGAUAACAAUGCACUCAAAAGGACACAGUUGCCAACUUCGGAGCUUGGAAGUGGAGAUUGUCCAAAUGGCUCAGAACAUGUGAGCACCAAUGGAGUCUGCAUUUUAGAGAAGACACAGAAUCAACAGUGUGAUUCAAUAGUUCCUCCAAAAGGUAGCAACUCUCUGCCCAGUCCAGUGAGCAGUUCACUUUUAGAUGAUGAUGGAGCUCAAAGUCUGCAAGAUAAGGGAUCAACAGAAAUAAUCAAUCAGCCUGCUGUACCACAAGAUAUAUUUGUAGUACCCUCUGAAGAGACGGGUUUUUUGGAAGUGGUUACUUUUGAGCCAACAGCUGACAAACACAGUACUUUAGAAAACAGCUUUGAAAACAUUCCGAACUCUACAGAUAGCGCAGCUGUUACAACAAACAAUAUUCACGAUUGUAGUUUGAGCAGUGACCCUGCAGAGAUAGAAGAACAUGUUCCCCACAAUGGAGAUUUACACUACAAUUUUUCACCAGGUCAUUAUACUUUGCUAGUCACAGAAUCUGUAGAGAACAGGGAUUUGCCUAACACAGAGGUAAUCCUAGAAGAUACUGCAGUGGCAGAAGCACUUGCUGCUCUUGAGGCAGCGACUGCUGGCGAAGAUGAAGACUAAAUGUUGCAUGUGAAGACUUGAGCAGUGAACUCUUUGAUGCAGGCAUCUGAUGAGCCCUUACUCUUGUAGAGUGGUCAAUAAAGUGAUAAAGAUGACUGGGAUCACAUGAAAAUUCCAAUAUUCUGAGCCUUCUGCCCCAAAGACACUGCCUAUUUAGUCAACAUUUGAGAGUUUCAAAAACCUUCAGUUUGUCUUAUUUUAUUUAAAAGUUGGAUCAUUUUUUUAAAUAUUUAAGGUGACCAAACCAACAAAUGAUGAGUGAUACUUUAAAACACUCCCAUUAAUGUGACUAAAAAAACUAAAACACUGUUGUAAUCAUUUUUUUGCUUUGACUGUUAUACAUGUAGUCCUCAGUAAUUUAAUAUAUUUUAGUAUAUUUUAAUAUAUAAUCUUCACACAUGUACUAUAUAUAUAAACAACUGCAUUCGCCGUUUUUGAAAACCUUUCUUUAUUGCCAGAUAAAAUGUUAUGUAUAGUUUCUAAUUGCUUCUAGGAAAUUAAAUGUGUAUAACAAAACACAGGAAAUUCAUUAAUCCUAAUCCCAGUCAUACACAGCCAGGUCCAAGUCUCAAGCAAAAUGUCAAAUUGAGCAUUAAGUCCAGGGAAAAUAUUUCUGCAUUGAAAUCAAAGUAACUUUU